This is a messenger RNA of Exophiala spinifera, 1314 nucleotides long. RefSeq lists its product as uncharacterized. The record is from RefSeq and is a predicted model, not a curated record. The transcript has 2 exons. Lineage: Eukaryota; Fungi; Ascomycota; Eurotiomycetes; Chaetothyriales; Herpotrichiellaceae. Bases 1 to 1314 code for a protein of 437 amino acids. Gene Ontology annotation, cellular component: mitochondrion.
AUGGAUUCGACGUCGCGCAGUUUCUAUCCCUACACCCCAAGUCACCGUCGCUUGCUCCUUACUCCUUCCGCCCGGUACGAAAAGCAAGACCUCAAAGCACACUCGGGCGCUGAUCACGACGACGGCUCGUCCACUGGUACCCAGCAUACCGGGAUAAAGUCCUCACUCCCUCCGGAGUCGUCCUCGUCGAACUCUCUCCGCGCCGCUCGCUCCUCUUCGAACUCGUUCACUCCUCCUCACUCUACCCUAUCGACCUUCCUCGCAAACGCCGCGCGUACGGGGCUCUCACCCUCGUCCACCGUCUACACAGGCACAGUCUACGAGUACCUCGCCGUCAGCACACUGCGAGGCUAUGGGUUCCAUCUGCACCGCGUAGGGGGUCGAGGCGACCGCGGCGUCGACCUGAUAGGACACUGGCAGGUUCCCCUCCUCUCGCCGACAACAGGGACCUGGAAAGAACACACAACUCCCGACGGCAGCGUGGUCACCGCCACCGAUACGUUUCGUGUGUUGGUACAGUGUAAACGACUCGUCGGGAAACACGCAAGGAUCGGGCCAAACCUCAUCCGCGAACUCGAUGGUGCAGUGCGAGGAGCGAGACUUGCCCCGUUGUUCGAAAGUAUCUUUCCGCAUGGUGGAGCGGAACCGGCAGCUGCAGCAGCAGCAGGAGGAGGAGGAGGAGACAACGAUGCUACGGCGACGGCUCAAGUGUCAUCAAAUACGCCUGCCAUUGGGAUCUUGGUCGGCACGAGAGCAGCGACAAAGGGCGUGAUAGAGAGCAUGAGACGGUCGAAUAGGGCGUUGGGAUGGAUUAUGAUGGAGGAGGAGAGAGAAGAUGUAGCACAAGCACUGCCGGUUGACGAUCUCGCUGAUUCAUUACCGUCCUCAUCUUCAUCGCCCGUUGUGGAUGCUGCAGAAGACACCCCGGAUCCAAACAGUACAUCACUCAACGACAGCCUCAACCGCGCGCGAGGGGUGUCGUGGCAGGGCGCGGAAGAUCCGCAAUUCAAACCCUCCAAGGUCUCCGAUACAAAUGCCGAUGGCGAUAGGUAUAGCGAUAGCGGUACCAACGAAGCGAUCGGAGAGGACUCGACGUCUAUGAUAUCCGCGGAGACGAGCACCUCUACAAAAGACAGCAAUGACCUUGCGCACCCCGUCAAGCUCCGCGGCAGGAUUCGUCAGAUUCUGUGGAACCAGGCGGCGCGCAACCUGGGUCUCGAGGACGUGUCGGUGGUUCCUCGCUACGACUCUUCAGGGCGGGAAGAAGUGGUGCUCAUGCGCGGGGGGCGAGUCUGGGGCGGCCUCGUACCAUAA